AUGUCUAUGAUAUACAACAUCGAUGAUCUUGUUUAUGAUGAUAUACUAGCAUAUCCAUAUGAUCAUAUGAUACCAUAUGAUGAUGACGAUGAUAAUUAUUGUAAUAUUAUUGGUAAUGAUAAUGGUGGUAUAAUUUCACCUCCGUCAAGUCCAAGAAGACCAGCUAUGCCAUAUAAUUUUAAUGUGAUUUAUAUUGAAAUACCAGAUGAGAAUGAUAAUAAUCUUACUCAUGAUACUUCAGUUUUAAACGCGACUCAAGACAAUAGCAUAGAAAACGAUCAUGAUACAAUGGAAUAUGAAUCGAAUGAUGACGAUGAUCAAGCUGGUCAUAUCGAUACGGAAGAAAAUGAUCUAAUUUUUUUAACAUCCUCAUCAAGUCAUACGACUACUGUAAAAACGUUUAUAGGGCUUGAUGACGAUGAUUUGGUAGAUAAAUAG
Rotaria socialis is the source of this 438-nucleotide messenger RNA. NCBI's taxonomy places the organism in Eukaryota, Metazoa, Rotifera, Eurotatoria, Philodinida, Philodinidae. The record is from the annotation of a GenBank genome assembly.